Drosophila biarmipes is the source of this 2002-nucleotide messenger RNA. RefSeq lists its product as uncharacterized. The record is from RefSeq and is a predicted model, not a curated record. Lineage: Eukaryota; Metazoa; Arthropoda; Insecta; Diptera; Drosophilidae. The transcript has 3 exons. Bases 92 to 1402 code for a protein of 436 amino acids.
AACUCAGUCAGUCAUCAAAUUAUGUGAAACCAGUCGGGUCCAUUUUUUUGUCUAGCAAAACACAGAAGCACACAAAUUUUCGACCUGCAAAAUGGAAGAGACUGAAAUUUUGGAAAAUCAAAAUAUAACACAAGCAGUCAAGAUGAAACCAGCAAGUGCACAGGGUGAACACAAGGAGGAGUAUUUGUUGAAUGUUUCAGAUUCUGAGGACUCACUUAAACAGAAAAAUUUAAGUGUGGUCAAGAAUCCUAAGAAGCAAUCACAAAUGGAAAACUUGGAACCAAUCCAAGGAAAGGAAGAAUCUCUGGUUGAAACACACAACCGUACAGAAGUAAAGGAGAACACGAAGAUCGAGUCUAAGGAAACGGAUAAAAGCUUUCCAAAGGAUUCAAGGGAACUCAAUCUAGAAGAAACAAAGACGGAAGUACCUGGAACCAAGGAUAAACCUAACAUUAUUAACAAAGCUUCUACCAAAAGUAUUCCGAAGAAACCCAAGGUACAUAGUCAAGAAAAGUUGAAUGAUGCCGCGACGAAUAGAAAACUAAAGAUUGAAGAAAAGCCCCAAAUAGCCAGCGAGUUCCUUGUACAAGAAUCACAGAAUAAUGGCAAAGAAAAAACUAAGGAAGACAAGCAAAAUCACAACAAAGGAAAUGAGGAAAGCGAGGAAAUUCCAAGGAGUAUUCCGGAAAAGCCUGAAAAAAGAUCCCUUAACGAAACGAAGGAUCUCGCCACCUCAAAGGAACAGGACACUAUUUCGAAGUCUGAGCCCAUUUCACAAAACUUAAGUAACGAAGAACCACAUCAUGCGAUAGCAAGCACUUCUUUGGCGUCUCAGGAGAAAGUGGAAAAGGCGAAGGAAGUUAAGAAUGCACCGAACUCGAUAAGAACUGCUGAAAAGCCUGCCAGAAAGGAAACCAGGACCCAGGCAAGGGACAAAAUCAAACAGGAUAUGGAAGAAUAUUUCAGUGGUAUCCAGGCCCUAGAGGUAAAGAAGAAAGUAACCGACGAGAUGAACGCAAAGGAAGCCGAAGCCAUUCUAAAGGAGGAGCAGCGAAGGAAAACCUGGAAGGAAAUGGUCUCGGAGGUCGGUAAAGCCACUUCCCUAUCCACUUCCACUCACAGCACUGCGUCGGGAAGACCGCCCCGAUCCGUGGUCGUGGCCAUCCUGCAGCGCACUGCCAAGGCCGAGUACAAGAGGAAAAUGACCAUCCUCAGGGAAAACUACAACUAUCGCCUGGGGCUUAUCAAACAGCUCAAACACGACAUGAAAAACAACUUUAAAAGCGAGGCCCAGCAACUCUAUUGCAACUACCACUCCAUCAAGAACCAGACUCAGAAUCAGCCCACUUUAAGCGAUAUGCAUACGGUUUACUCCAUGCCGAGCACUAGCCAAGAUGUCUAGAUAGGAAUAUUAAGGAUAAUAGCUCUUACACCUCUACUAUUCGCCAUCUUUAAGUAUCCAGGUAUAUGGAAAGCACUAGAAAGGUGUAACCAGCAGCCGAAAUUAGGAUAGGGGCCAUGUAUCUUGUACUAUACCAUACUACACUAGACAUACUAUUCAUGGCAAAUCUUCAAGGACUCAGGACCUCAAAAUCAAAGCAUGUUUUUAAAUACCUUAAUCCGUUCGGAUCCAUGCACGCUAUACCUUCCAUCACUAAUCCUCAAAAGUGGCGCAUACAAAGGACUUCAAGGUACUUUGAGAGCUGUACCUAGAACCAGGGCCCCGAAACCAACACAACCAAAGUGGAGCUUCCUGCCGAAAGCGGGAUAUUAUGGGACUGUACCUCUUGCAUUCACUCUGUGCACUUGCUUCUUUGCAUCUUGAAGAAGUGCCUCUGUAUUUCAUUAAAAGUGUUUUAAUGGUACAGUCACCGCUCGCUCUGCACGCCCCUCGGUAUGCAACAGUUUUGUUGAAUACCCAGCCACCUUAAAUUUGCGCCACUUCUGUUUUGCAUGUCGAAAUAAAACAGCUCACAGCAAAGACAAUGAAAAUUGACCCAAA